Cylicocyclus nassatus is the source of this 366-nucleotide messenger RNA. The record is from the annotation of a GenBank genome assembly. Lineage: Eukaryota; Metazoa; Nematoda; Chromadorea; Rhabditida; Strongylidae.
ACUGACCAACCGCGACCACUCGUCGUCAAUGGCUGUUCCGAUUACCGCAGAUGUGUUUGUCUUGAUUGCUCAACUAAUGCUGGCCAGCCUGAUGAUGUUGGUUCAAUGCGGUGGUAAGAAGAAGGAGGCACCGGCAGCGGCAGCAGGCGGAGCCCCAGCUGACAAGGCCGCCGCUCCUCCGGCUGCAGGAGGAGCAGCACCUCCUGCAGAGGGCGAGAAGAAAGAAGAGUGAAGACAGCGAUUUCUCAGACAACCGGCCACCUUAAGAAUAAAAACUGGUUUUCACAUGUUUCGUGCCAUUCACAUGCUUUUCCCGCUAAUAUGCAUGUGUUUGUUCUGCGGUUGAUAUCCACUACUCGAAACAUU